Molecule: messenger RNA, 1726 nt
Organism: Cladophialophora immunda
Lineage: Eukaryota; Fungi; Ascomycota; Eurotiomycetes; Chaetothyriales; Herpotrichiellaceae
Exons: 2
Coding region: 59-1324 (421 amino acids)
Cellular component (GO): mitochondrion
Source: RefSeq, a predicted model, not a curated record
CAGUAAAUUGAGCGACGACAAAGAGCUCCACGGGCUGGUGGUUCUUCCGCUCAAAACCAUGGCAACUGCACGCCUGCCCUUUCUGUACCCAAACUUCCUGCGCGCCGUGCGUGCGUGCGAGCCGACCACCUACCACUCAAUUCGUGCCCCUCCGCCAGCUGCGGCAAAACCUCGUCGCAAAGCCAAACUGCACACCUCUGCACGCCGCCAGCAAGAUACCUUUCCCCAGAGAUACGGCCCCGCUGCGUCCCAGAACCUCCCGCCUCCGUCAAAACCUUCGGAACCGGCGAGUUCUCAGCAAGAGGUCAAGGAAAAGGAAAAGGGGACGGAAGAGUCAAAAGAGGGCAAAGAAUCAUCUCAAUCGGGCUCCGUGAAAGAUGUCCCCACCGCAGAAGAAGUUGGACAAGAUGAGCCCCAAGCAUCAAAUGCCACGUCAGACUAUAUCGACGAAGCAUCAAUGAGCACGAAGAACCAUAAAAUCAACGUCGAAGAGGACAAGCCUUUAGACAACAAAGAACUUGACCUAAUCCUCGCGAUACCCUCGCCGUCCGAAGUCAAGGGCAAAGACGCGCCCAAACAUCCCCAUCUCGAACCAUCUCCGUACGAGCAUCAUUUCGACACUUAUUCGCUGGUCCAACAGUUGGCGGCGAAGGACAAGGACGCCUACACCGUCGACCAGGCCAUCACGCUGAUGAAGGCCAUCCGGCUCAUGCUCUCGCUGAAUCUCGACGUCGCCAAGGAGGGCCUCGUCUCAAAGUCCGACAUUGAGAACGAAUCGUACCUGUUCCGUGCAGCCUGCUCCGAGUUGAAGACCACCCUGCAGAGCACACGGCAUUCGGAGACCCUCAAGCAACGCAGCCAACGAGCGCAGCUGCAGCACGAGUACGACAUCUUGAAUCAGAAGGUGACGCAGGAUCUCAUGACGCUCAAGGAGGAGUUGAAGGGGCUCUUCAACGACCGCAAGUUGGGCCUGCAGGAAGACAAGCGAAAGAUCGAUAGUAAAAUCUCGGAACUCAACUAUGAAAUCACAGUGCUUCUGAACAGCGAAGCCAGGAGCGAGGUGGAGGGUCUGCGGUGGGUGUUGACCCGUCGUGCGGCGUUGGCGAUUGGUUUCUGUGCUUUCAUGAUCAUUUCGGCCCUGAAUUACUCCUCGAUCAAGACGCGCGAGAGAGAGGAAGCCGAGAAGAAACGCAAGGCCGCGGAGAAGGCGCAAGAGGACCGCGAGCAGCAGUUUCAACGCGAGCAGGCCAAAUACCCCGGCUUGAGUCGGACACAAGGGACGCAGACCGAGGGGAUGGCCAUUGCCACUGAGAGCCUUGGUUGAAGCACCUUUAUGGACUGGGGUCCCUGGUACAUGAUAUAUUAAAAACGAGGCUGGGGGUAGGGCUUUUCGCCAAAUGUGAUAUGAUACCAUAUAGACUUGCGUUCUCGAUGGGAGGAUUGAUGAGUGGAUCGAUGCCCCAGCCAAAAAUGCCCCGGUCCCGGAGCGCACAUCUACAUAUUAGAUACCUAGGUAUCUAGGUAGACUGGAAAAUAACCGAGCGACAUGGUCCUGAAUGGCAUCCUCGCACACCGCCUCAGAGUUGAUUGUAUUCGCAGUUCAGUCUGCUCGCUGCUCAGUGAGACAAAACUGGUAUUGCAGAAUUCCCACACAAUCCUUCGGCUCACACGAGUCGUCUUCCAGCUUGAUUUGUUUCUUCGUUUAUCCAAAGUUGUAGCCUCUUAU